Messenger RNA from Soboliphyme baturini, 1071 nucleotides. The record is from the annotation of a GenBank genome assembly. Lineage: Eukaryota; Metazoa; Nematoda; Enoplea; Dioctophymatida; Soboliphymatidae.
AUGCUGUUUCCCGUGUGUGUAUCUUGGGAUACUUUCCAACGGGUCAUUGUGAAGACGAUUACCCCGGUAGGACGACGGCAUCGCAUGGCAGGAAUUCGCACGUUGUGCAGUAACAUGAGGAAAAUCGUGUUCUCCGGCAUUCAGCCUUCCGGAACAUUGCACAUCGGCAAUUAUUUGGGAAUGGUUCAGGGACUGGUGAAGCUGCAGCACGACCAUGACGUCAUAAUCAGUGUGGUGGAUCUGCACGCGAUGACCACCUAUAAAGAUCCUUCAGUGUUACGCAAGCGUAUAGUGGAGAUGGCCGCUAGCCUGAUGGCCUCUGGCGUUGACGUGCGGGCGACGGUGUUGUUCCAGCAGAGCUCGGUGCCGCUGCACACGCAACUGGCAUGGCUGCUGGGUACGUUUGUCACCGUUCCUCAGCUGAGUCACUUGUCGCACUUUCGCGAGAAGACCGAGGUGUAUCGUAACGGUGAGACGGCCGACAUCCUGUUGUACCGGGCCGCCGAGGUACCAGUCGGCGAAGACCAGGUUCAGCACAUUCGUUUAGCACAGAAGAUCGCCGGCUCGUUCAACAACAAGUACAAGCAAAACUUCUUUCCAGUUCCAGUGCAGAUCAACUCCACGUACGGGCGAGUGAAGAGUCUGCGAGACCCGACGAAAAAAAUGAGCAAGUCCGAUCCGGACAUCAAAAGCUGCAUUAACAUCGACGACUCGUCUGAUACGAUUAAACUAAAAGUUCAAAAGGCGGUCACCGACUGCAUCAGCGACUUGAGCUAUGACCCACACGCAAGACCCGGUGUUAGCAACCUGUUGCGCAUCCAUUCCGGCUUGACCAACACCAGCGUCGACCAGAUCGUGAAGGAGAACGGCGGCAAAACCGUUGGACAAUAUAAAAUGGUGCUGGCCGAAGUUAUUGCCGAGACGCUGAAACCCGUUCGAGACCGAAUCAGGCGAUUGACGAAAGACGAAGGUUUCGUGACCAGUGCUUUGGCGGUCGGUAGCGACAGAGCAAGCGAAAUCGCGUUCGAAACUUACGACGAAGUGAAGAAGUUAGUUGGAAUACAACUAUAA